AUGUCUCAGGAAAUAUCUGAGGUCAGGCCGGACUUGCCGGACUUGACCAUCCCAGCCGCUUUGAAUCAAGCCGCAGAUUCCUCAACUACUCCAAAGCCAAAACGAAACCGCCGUACCAAUGCCGAGAUGGAGAUCUACAGGGCCAGCCAAGAAAUCGAGAAAUCGACUUCAAAGAAAACCAACAACGAGAAAGAGUUCAAAUAUUGGGUUCCAACUGCUAGACGCUUGGCUGCCCUCAAGAAAAAUUCUAAUGCACACCGUUCAGCAGCAAAGCCAGCAACUAGUACGAGCAGAACUGCAGACGCCAAUCCUCAGUUUAUUGCGACCGACUAUCAGCUUAUUUGUAGUUACCUUGAAGAUCCCCAACACUACACCCAAAUAUAUGGAAACGGUACUAGAACAUCGGUUGGCCCUCAAUCUCUAACUAAGGGUGCAGCAUACGAUGUGUUUGCUAUCUACAUGAACGACCAGACCAACAAACGACUUCACCUUGAUGGGAAGCUCCUCCGACAACGUAUCGAGGCUUACAAGAAGAGAUUCACCAACGCUAAGCAUUGGGCUGAUACUACUGGAGCUGGUAUCGAUAUCUGUGAUAAUGGGAUCACCAUCAAAGCUAAGUUAGAAUCGAUGUGCCCCUGCUAUGAGAGAAUGGAUCAGAUUUUCGGAGGCAAGCCAAAUGUUACACCGGCAGCUCAAUAUGAGUCUCAAGGCGGGAUGGAGCUAUACGAUCAACCAAUGGAUGACGACCGACUUUGA
Messenger RNA from Puccinia graminis f. sp. tritici CRL 75-36-700-3, 756 nucleotides. RefSeq lists its product as uncharacterized. Lineage: Eukaryota; Fungi; Basidiomycota; Pucciniomycetes; Pucciniales; Pucciniaceae. The coding region runs from base 1 to 756 and encodes 251 amino acids. The record is from RefSeq and is a predicted model, not a curated record. The transcript has a single exon.